AUUAAAAGCGUUCUAACUCGAAGGCAAGGCUCAAAAAACAAAAAAUCCAGGAUCGGUCUCUUUCUCUAUAAUCCGUCUUCUUCCUCCCUUCGUAUACUCAAAUCCGGAAAAGAAUCCAUUCAAUGGCGAAGGAAUUGGCGGAGAAAGCUAAAGAGGCUUUCUUAGAUGACGACUUCGAUGUCGCUGUUGACUUAUACUCGAAAGCCAUUGACUUAGAUCCCAAUUGCGCCGCCUUCUUCGCCGAUCGUGCUCAGGCCAACAUCAAAAUCGAUAACUUCACUGACGCUGUUGCAGAUGCGAACAAAGCCAUCGACUUGGAACCUACGUUGGCAAAAGCGUACCUCAGAAAGGGCACUGCUUGUAUGAAGCUAGAAGAAUACAGUACUGCCAAAGCAGCCCUAGAAAAGGGCGCAUCCGUUGCACCAAAUGAAUCGAAAUUUAAGAAGAUGAUCGAUGAAUGCAAUCUUCGCAUUGCAGAAGAAGAGAAAGAUUUGGCUCCAUCGAUGCCAACAACUUUGCCUUCAAGCUCUACAACACCACUAGCAACGGCAGCUGAUGUUCCUCCUGUUCCAGUUCCUGCUGCACCUGCCAAACCGAUGUUUAGACACGAGUUCUACCAGAAGCCAGAAGAAGUUGUAGUGACAAUUUUCGCUAAAGGAAUACCAAAGGAAAACGUAACUAUCGACUUUGGUGACCAGAUUCUGAGUGUUGUGAUUGAUGUUGCUGGAGAGGAAGCUUAUCAUUUUCAGCCAAGAUUGUUUGGGAAGAUAAUACCAGAGAAGUGCAGAUUUGAAGUAUUGGCAACCAAAGUUGAGAUCCGUCUCGCAAAAGCAGAGAUAAUCACUUGGGCCUCCCUUGAAUUUGGCAAAGGACAAGCUGUUCUGCCUAAACCCAAUGUCGCAUCAGCGGUUUCGCAGAGGCCCGUGUAUCCUUCUUCAAAGCCGGGAAAAGACUGGGACAAGCUGGAAGCUGAAGUGAAGAAACAGGAGAAGGAUGAGAAGCUAGAUGGAGAUGCAGCAAUGAACAAGUUUUUCAGCGAUAUUUACCAGAGUGCAGAUGAGGACAUGAGGCGAGCCAUGAACAAAUCAUUUGCAGAGUCGAACGGGACGGUACUGUCUACAAACUGGAAAGAGGUUGGGACUAAGAAAGUGGAGAGCACUCCACCAGAUGGUAUGGAGCUCAAGAAGUGGGAGUAUUGAUCUUUCAAAUCAUGUUUUCUUGUUUUUGUUAAAAAUUCUGACAAAUCUAAGAACGAAAGUUUCUUUUGGGUUUUGCUUGAAUUUGGCUCUCUCAUCCUUGCGUUGUGGUCUUAAAGAACGGUCUGAUACUUUUGAUUUUGUAAUAGAAAAACCUCGCAAGUUUAUGUUU
Molecule: messenger RNA, 1368 nt
Organism: Eutrema salsugineum
Lineage: Eukaryota; Viridiplantae; Streptophyta; Magnoliopsida; Brassicales; Brassicaceae
Product: protein SGT1 homolog B
Exons: 10
Coding region: 123-1199 (358 amino acids)
Biological process (GO): defense response to fungus; protein stabilization
Cellular component (GO): nucleus; cytoplasm
Molecular function (GO): protein-folding chaperone binding
Source: RefSeq, a predicted model, not a curated record